Medicago truncatula (barrel medic) is the source of this 2894-nucleotide messenger RNA. RefSeq names its product kinesin-like protein KIN-14U. Gene Ontology annotation, biological process: microtubule-based movement. The transcript is spliced from 10 exons. The record is from RefSeq and is a predicted model, not a curated record. Bases 631 to 2526 code for a protein of 631 amino acids. NCBI's taxonomy places the organism in Eukaryota, Viridiplantae, Streptophyta, Magnoliopsida, Fabales, Fabaceae. Gene Ontology annotation, cellular component: microtubule cytoskeleton. Gene Ontology annotation, molecular function: microtubule binding; microtubule motor activity; ATP binding.
AAAGUGUUCAAUCAUUGAAACUAACUCUCCACCAACACUUUAUUUUUUUAAUACUAUAUUUUUUUCUGGUACUCCUGAAUUUUCACGAGGUGGUGGUUGUGUUGUUUGAAUUUCAAUUUUCAACCUUGAUCCCUAGCACACCUUCCCACUUUUUAUAUUUUUAUUUGUGGUUUUUAGUUCACGUUACAAGAAUCACGGUUAAUGUUUUUUUUCCUUUUAACAACAAUAAUAACUUCAUCAUAACGCAUGCUUCAUUAUGUUGUUAUAGAUUCUUGUCGUGUUGCAUGACUAGUUUACAUAUUCACUAGUUUCAACCUCUAGAAACUUCUCUAUAUUUCACCUACUUUCAAGUUUCAUUCAAACAAGUAUAUUUGCAUCAUUUUAUUUAUUUAGUUUUAUUUUAUUUUUACAUGUUGACCAAUUUAUUUGCAAUCUAUGAUAUGAUAGUUCGUUACUUUCUAUGAUGAGUCAGUAACAGAACAGAUCUCUCUUAGAUUUGUGUAGUACGAGGAAGCAGUGAUUGUUUUGUUUCCUUUACUGUUCAAUCAGUGUCUGUCUUGUGUACGAGGUUUUCAACUUUACUUCACUUUACCAUAAAUAGGUGUCUGUUGGAAAAAAAAAGAAAAAGAAAUGAUGGUUUGUAAUGAAGAAGAAAAGAUUGAGGUGUUUUCAGAAAAUGAAACUGAGGUUUCUAAGUCAGAUUCAGUUGAUGGGUCGUUACCGGUUUCGACUGUUUUCACUGAUGUUGGAGUUGUGCCUGAGCAACAAAAGAAUGAGCUUCAACACUUCAUAUCCAAUUUGCAAAAAGAAGUUGAGGAGCUGAGGCUGAAGCAGAGAAAAGUGGAUGAAAAGAGGAGAGAAGCACUGAGUAAGAUAUUGGAUAUAAAAGGGAGCAUUAGAGUGUUUUGUAGAAUUCGACCGGUUCAUUUGACCGAAAAGAGAAGAAAUUCUGAACCUGUAUCAGCUGGAUCCGAGAGAAUUCGGGUUAAGUUUGGAGGAACAAGGAAAGAUUUUGAGUUUGAUAAGGUUUUUCCUCAAGAAGCAAGCCAAGAAAGUGUUUUUGUUGAUGUCGAGCCGAUUCUAAGAUCUGCAAUGGACGGACACAAUGUGUGCGUUUUCGCUUACGGUCAAACAGGCACAGGAAAGACAUUCACCAUGGAUGGUACAAAUGAGCAGCCAGGGAUUAUUCCUCGUGCUCUCGAAGAGCUCUUUCGUCAAGCAUCCAUGGAUGGUUCAUCUUCUUUUACUUUUUCAAUGAGUAUGUUGGAAGUUUACAUGGGCAAUGUCAGGGAUCUGCUGGCUCCCAGACAAUCUUGUAGACCACACCAACCUCUGGCAAAUAGCAAUCUCAACAUCCAAACUGAUCCAAAGGGAUUGGUGGAAAUUGAGGGUCUCUCAGAAGUGCAAAUUUCUGAUUGUGCUAAAGCCAAAUGGUGGUACAACAAGGGAAGACGAUGCAGAUCCACGUCGUGGACUAAUGUAAAUGAAGCAUCAAGCAGAUCACAUUGCUUGACAAGGAUAAGCAUAUUUAGACGCGGGGAUACUUCAGAAGCCAAAACCGAAACAAGUAAAUUGUGGAUGGUUGAUCUUGGAGGCAGCGAGCGGUUGCUAAAAACUGGGGCCAGAGGACUAACACUUGAUGAAGGCCGAGCUAUUAAUCUUUCUCUUUCAGCUCUAGCUGAUGUCCUUGCAGCUUUGAAGAGAAAGAGGAGUCAUGUACCUUACAGAAAUAGCAAGCUGACCCAACUACUGAGAGAUUCUCUUGGUGAUGGCUCGAAGGUCUUGAUGCUUGUGCAUAUUAGCCCAUCUGAAGAAGAUGUUUGCGAGACGAUUUGUUCUUUAAACUUUGCAAAGAGAGCAAGAGCAAUAGAGUCCAUUAAAGAAGUGCCCAUGGAAUUGAAGAAACAAAAGGAGAUGAAGAUUAUGGAGCUCGAGGAAAACAUUAAGGAAGCUGAAAAACAACGUCAGAGUUUAGGUGAUCAAAUACAGAAUGUUGAGUUAAAGUUAUGCGAGAAUAAAAAGCUCUUUUCAGCCACAUAUAAUCUUCAGGAAAGUGAUGACUUGGUAACCUCUUCUAGCCUCAAAGAUGAUUUCAAAGAGGUCACCGAAACUCCUAAAGCAUCUAAGAAGUCUACUCCAAGAAGUGUCUCCAAUUCAGUGCCUCGAUUCAUGAGUUCAACUGUUGCUAGUCGGCAUAGGCAAAUUGCUUCUGAGCAAGAAAUUGGAGGGAGAACAAAAAGUUUAAGAUCAGUGGUCACCAGAAAUUCAAUCCAGUUUCCAUCUUCUCAAUCAUUAAGUUAUUCAGAUCUUCGCAUCAAAGCAAUAUUGCGAAGUUCAACUGGAAUUGGAAAAUCUCGGCAUGCUGAAACAAGUAAUGUUCCAAAUACCAUUCAUACAGAAAGGCCUAAUUGCAAUGAAUUGGAAUCAAAAGUCUCAACUCCUCGAAGUACAAUGGUUACAUCGUCAGAUUCAAAUUUGAGAGUAACAUUGUGUCGUCAUAGAAGAAGGAUGUCUAACCUGAUCUAAGGGUUACAAGACAUCUUAUAUUGCUAAUGUUAUCAAGUGGUUGAAUGUUAAACUCCUUUCACUUGUCUUUAACAAAUGGUAGCCAAAGGUGUGUUAAUAUGUAUGUUUUCUUGGGGUGUGGUAGGUAUCUGUUAAUUACUUGUUUAACAUGGUCUUUUUUCGUUUUUGAGCAUUUUGGGUCCUUAUAGUAAUUUGCUUAUGUGAUGAAAACUUAUUUAGUGGCAACUAACUUUUAGCUAAGUUUGUCACAGACCUUUAAAAGGAAUUAUGAAUACAACAGUUUUUCAGGCUUGACUAUAUAGUAGCAUGGAUUUUGUAAUGUAAGUGUGUUGCUAAAAUUCCUAUAUAAGGGGCAUUAUUAUGAUGUA